Messenger RNA from Frieseomelitta varia, 3314 nucleotides. RefSeq lists its product as uncharacterized. The record is from RefSeq and is a predicted model, not a curated record. The coding region runs from base 1971 to 3314 and encodes 447 amino acids. NCBI's taxonomy places the organism in Eukaryota, Metazoa, Arthropoda, Insecta, Hymenoptera, Apidae. The transcript is spliced from 3 exons.
ACAACUAGUUUGCAAACCAACACCACCGCCGUUCAUAUUUCGUGAUCCAACGUCCGACAAACUAUCGCGCGUUGCGAGUUCGAGCGAGUCGACGUUGGACAUUCGUCGGGAGCAAUUUCAUUCCACUCUAACGAGCAAGACAACGUGACUUAGCGCUGAACUGAAAGACGAAACGUUGGUCAAGAGAAAAAAAAAAAAAAAAAGAAAAAAAAAAAAAAAGAAAAACAACGAAAGAGUAUCUAUAACCCGGAACGGAUUGUAUAGCCACCGAGUUUUCUCCCCGUAUUUUCCGAGCGGGGCUUCGACCAUUCGGCUAAUUUGCCGAGCAACGGGCAACAACACUGGCUUCUGUGUUCACCGUGACCGUCCUCGCUCGCUCGUGGUCGUCGUGGUCGUCGUCGUGGUGAUCGUUCGCCGCGUCUCGCGCUUCUAUCCACGCCAGUCUCGAAUCGUAACGCGGUGGUACCGCACGCGCUGCUGCUCGCCGCCUCGGGAUCGCCUCCUGGUCCACGGAAACGUCACCCCGGCUUGGGUGUACGUCGUCGGUGUUCUCUGUCGGCGACAGCCAACGACAGUUUCGCUUUCUUUCUUACAUUUUUUCUUUUUUUUUUUUUUCUUCUUCUUCUUUCGUUUCUUCUCUUUUGUUUUUUUUUCUUUUUUUUUUUUGUUUUUUGGUUUGUUUGUUUGGCAGUUUGUCGUGGGUGCGUGCAAUUUCCCCGGCAGAGUGUGUGUGCGUGUCGAUCGAUCCUCGAUCCUCUGUUCGUCGGCGGCCUCCCCCCUUGCCACCCCCAACGUGUGUGUUUCUCUGGUUUCUCCUUUCUUUCUCUCUGGCUUCGUGGUGCGACGAACGUGUGCGUGUGCCAGUGGCGAACGACGCGACGCGACGCGACAUCGUGCUUUUUUCGUAAUUUUCGUAAUUACGCGGUGUGGUCUGGUUCCCUCAGAGUGGUGGUGAGAAGAAGCGGCGGGAUACAAGGAACGCGGGAAGAAAAAAGAAGAAGAAGAAGAAGAAGAAGAAGAAGAAGAAGAAGAAGAAGAAGAAGAGAGGUGAUAGCAGUGGUGUGAUAUUUCGCGUGAUUGCGACCCUUGGCGACUCCGGAAGGAUACGUUCUCCUACGGCGAGAGAGAAAGAAGAAGGAGGAGGAAGAGGAGCCCGAGAAAGAGAGAGAAAGAGAGAGAGAGAGAAACCCGUUAAGGCGGUACGAGUAACGUGUCGGUGGAAGUUCUUGCGAUUGAUAGGGGGACUGAGAGAAAGAGAAAAAGAGAGAGAGAGAGAGAGAGAGAAAGGGAGAGAGCGAGGUCUCUGAAGGUAAUCGGUAGCAUCAACCUGCGGUGCAACCUCGACAAAACCGAUCCGUGGCGAGCAACGAUCCCUUUCGCCUUCGCUUCGUCGUUCGUCUUCUUCACCGGGCGACGAGCGGCCACCUUGCGCGUAGAUCACACGAUCGUUGGACCAGGUCGCCUCGAUGCUACCUCGUAAACCAAUCCCGUGGUUCCCGAUCUUCGCCAACAAGCCGUUCUGACUGCGCGCGUCGACGAGAGAAGGCCGAGCAGAAGGCCGGGAUCGCGGACAGAGAGACUAAGCCAAAGGAGGCGACAGUGUCGUCGGGCGCGUUGGCCGCAAUAAUGCGAGAGCAUCGCCGAGAACGCGGCGCGUGGACGACAACGGCGGGCCAACAGUUGAUCAUCUUUGAUCCGCGCCCGGUGGCGAGACCAGCGCCGCGAGGAUGAGGUGCGUUCCCAUUCGGGUGGAACUGAAUCUCCUGCGUGAUCCCUGCGUGAUACUUUCUUACUACCAUCGCUGCUGUGUGCGAGUCGCGCGCCGAGACACAGCGUCCGUCUCAAUCUCGCGGAGAAACGGCGAUAGAGAGGAGGAAGGUAAGGGAAAGGGAAAGAGGAAGAGGAAGCCGAGAUAAUCAAAGGAAAGCGGUGGGAAGAGGAAGAGGAAGAGGAGUGUGGAUGAGACCGUCAUGCCCGCUGAGAUCGACACGGGCGGGCCAACGGUGCUGCACUGUGAUUACCGUGCCGACUGCCCGAUACCGAUCGUAACGUCGUCAGUCGUUGAGAGAGUUGCCACGUUGACGACGAUCGUCAACGCACGCCACGGAGGAGUAUCGCGGAUCGACGGUGAUCGACGAGUAUCUUUGCCCCGUGCCCCCGGAUUUCGCGUCACCGGCUGUCACGACGCGUCGACGCUUGCGACCGAACGACGAUCGACGAUAACAGAGACGAGGAAGAUCGUCUCUUGGCGCCGAUCAAAGGACAGACGAGACGAAGACGAAGAAGAAGAAGAAGAAGAAGAAGAGGAGGAGGAGGAAGAGGAGAGUAGCUGCUCGCGCGCGAAUCGUCCGUGGACGAGCGGUGGAAUCUGGCCGCGGUAUGGGAUCGCGCGUCGUGUCCGAAUAGGGAAGUCAACGCGGUUCUCUAGUCAGCCGGGCGAUACCGAUCGGAGGUGCGAGGAGGAGCUGGUCGUCACGAGCUUGGCCCCGUCCUUGGCCGAGGAAGGAAGAAGAAGAACCACCGGCAAGGAAGUGGAGUACGCGAGCGCGGUUCGUAGUGGCGAGUCGCGCGUCGCCAAGGUCGCGGCGGCGAGCUGCACCGAUCGCUGCCGGCGGCCCGACUCUCUUUCGUUCGAGCGCCGCGAGUCCUUGACGAGGAAGCAGAGGAGAAGACGCGCGUGCACGGCCACCGUUCUCGGCGUUCGACGUUCCACGUACGUUCAGUUGGCGUUGCUGCUGUUCCUCGUCGCGUUCGGUCAGUGCGGGCUACGCAAGUCGCCGAGUGCGGGCUUCGCUAACGGUCAUCGCUGCUGCACGCGGCCGAGCACCGCCGUCGGUUUGAGCGUGUUGGCGAUCGGGACGGUUAUCAGUGCAGUGAGUGCAGCGCCGGUCGAUCUCACCGGCGACGCCGGCGUCAGGGCGGAACGAUCGGCCAAUUUGUCGCACAUCACCGGCGCCUCGAGAAAGAUCCAGAUGUACAUCAAGAACCGGCACCUGCAGAUCCUGCCGGACGGCACGGUCAACGGCUCCAACGACGACACUUCCGAUUACAGCGUACAAUCAGCUCCCGAAGUGGGUCCCACAAGUUACGAAACACUCUGUAUUUCUGCCGGUGAUUAUGAAAGUGGCCUGAGUCGUAUAUUUCUCGUUUCAAGAUAUUUAAAGGUAAUACUGUGGUCUUGUAAGAUAAGAAUUUUCAUCCCUAGAAUAAUUAUUAUGGCCAAUAAAAAUCGGCAACAACUUUUCCGAGUGCCUGAUAGUAAAAUAAUGAAUUAUUUUUGCACAAAUAACAAACUCAGAAGAGAUAGCAACUGA